Messenger RNA from Adineta ricciae, 3456 nucleotides. The record is from the annotation of a GenBank genome assembly. NCBI's taxonomy places the organism in Eukaryota, Metazoa, Rotifera, Eurotatoria, Adinetida, Adinetidae.
AUGGAUAAAAUUACCGCAGGCAUUGGUUACGACUUUAUAAUAAUGAUAACCGCAGUGCUUACUAUCGUUGGUGUUUUAAUUGCUUGUUUUGUAGUCAAUUGGACAUUAACUUUGAUCCAACUUUGCAUUGUGCCUUUCAUUUUUGUCUGCUCAAUCGUUUUUUCCAGACUUAUUUCUAAUGCAACCAAGAACGAGUUGAAAACAUAUUCGGAAGCGGGACAAAUUGCACAAGAAGUAUUUAGCUCAUUUCGAACUGUUCUAUCACUCAACGGUGUAAAAUUCGAACAGAAACGCUAUGAUAACGCACUGAGAAGAUCUCGGUGGAGCUCUGUACAAAAGGGUGCUAUAUUUGGAAUAUUUGUUGGCUCAAUAGCUCUUGCUAUAUACUUUGUGUAUAUAGUUGGCUCUAUCUCUGGUUCUCUUCUUAUGUCUUAUGGGGAAGAUACUCUCGGCAUCACCGAAAUUCUUAUCGUCACUACUGCCUUUGCUGAAUGUAUGGGUUACUUCAGUACCAUUGGUCCUUUUGCCGAAUCAUUUUCAGAAGCUCAAGGCCCAGCAACAUCUUUAUUGCGGCUUAUUGAAGAGGUGAAGUAUAAAAAAGAACAAUAUUGUAUUAUUUUGAACAUGAUAGGGGAAAAUAUCGAUAUGAAUGAACCAGAAAUUUGGGAAGGAGAUUCAACAGACAAACAGCCAGUUGCUUUGAAUGGUGACAUUAAAUUUGAUAAUGUUAACUUUGCUUACCCAUCCCGAAAAGACGUUGUUGUUCUUCAUAAUCUUUCUUUGGUCGCUCGUGCUGGUCAAACAACUGCAAUCGUAGGUUCAAGCGGUUCUGGAAAAAGUACAUGCAUAUCUCUUCUUCUUCGUUACUACGAACCAUUAUCUGGUCAAAUAACUAUAAAUGGCCAAUCUGCCAAACAAUAUAGUCUUAGACAACUUCGACAAACUGCGGGACUUGUCAAUCAAGAACCUUUUCUCUUUCAUACAACUGUUUAUGAAAAUAUCCGUUUUGGUAAAUUAAACGCAACGACGGAACAAAUCGAAAACGCAGCACGUCAAGCAAACGCACAUGAUUUUAUAAUGCAAUUGCCUAAUAAAUACUCAACAAUUGUUGGAGGAUCUGGUCUACAAUUGAGUGGUGGAGAAAAACAGCGUAUCGCAUUAGCUCGCGUCCUUGUUAAGCAGCCUUCUAUACUAUUAUUGGACGAGGCAACAAGUGCACUUGAUACUCUUAGUGAAAAAGUGGUACAGGAAACACUUGCCCGCGUGUGUCAAGGUUGUCUAUCUGUCAAUCGACCUAUUUUGUUUAUCCUGUAUAUGUCUAUUGGUUUUAAUAUAGGUCGCACUACAGUCGUAAUUGCUCACCGUUUGACAACUAUUCAAAAUGCUGAUAAAAUAUAUGUAUUAGAUCAUGGAAAUGUUGUUGAAGAAGGCACACACGAAACAUUAUUGGCGAAAGGUGGAAAAUACAAAGAAAUGAUACUAAAACAGCAAACCGAACAUGCUGAUGAUAGCAUAUAUGCUACAAUAGGCAUUGAAGAAUUCGGUCAACAAAAAGAGCAACAGAUUGGUACAGUUUUGUAUCUUAGUGGCUUAGAAUAUUGUUUUCUUUUCAUUCCAGACGAACAGUAUACCGAGUUUAAUGGUGAAGAAUCUAUUGAUGAAGACGAGGAUGUUGAAAGUUCAUCAGGCAAUCAAUUUUUAAUUUUAAGACUUUUGUCUAUAAAUAAACCAGAAUGGUUAUUCAUUUUAAUGGGCUGCAUCUUAUGUGCAAUUAAUGGUGUUAGUGAACCGUUUUUUGCAAUACUUUAUGCAAAUGUAAUCAAGGCUUUUGGCGAGUGUUCAAAUUCUGGAAUGCUUAAACAAGUGUUGAUAUCAAGUGUCCUCUUUUUAUUAUUGGGCAUUGUGAAAUUAUUCCUAAAUUUCUUUCAAUAUACAUUGUUUGGUAUAUCAGGAUCAAAACUGACUGAACGCAUUCGCUCAAAAGCUUUUUCAUGUUUACUUCGUCAAGAAGUUGCUUAUUUUGAUCGCCCUGAAAAUAGCUGUGGCGCCGUUUGUUCUCGCCUCUCCCAUGAUGCUUUAUCCGUGCAAAAACUGAUUGGUAAUCGACUUGGAGUUAUCCUUGAAAGUUUCUCAUCGGCAAUGUGUGGUUUUCUAAUUGGACUUUAUUUCAAUUUGGAAUUGACGAUUAUUAUCUUUUUAUUUUUAAUCGCUUACUUUAUACUUAUUCAUAUAGAAGUGAAAGUAGAUUUAUGGUUAGAUAAUGAAAUUAACAAAAUACGCGAACCAGCAAGUACUUUGAUUAAUGAAGUUAUGCACAAUAUGCGAACCAUAAAACAUUUAGGAAUUGAAAAAGAAGUAUUAAGACAAUACUCGGAAUACAAUGAAGCGACAUUCACUAAAAUUCGUAAGGUCUUGAUAUUAACUGCAUUAUUUUACGGCAUAUCUUGGACAAUUCCGGACUUAGCCGUAAUAGUGUUAUACUGGCGUGCUCUCGGUCUUAUUGAAAAUCAUGAACUGGAUGCACUUAAUAUGAUUAUGAUAAUUGCGUUCAGUGUGUUUUCGAUUGAAGCAAUGAGAUCGCUUGAACUCACUGUUAAUCCAAUAGGUGGAUCGAUGGCGUCUGCAAAACGAUUUUUCCGCUUAUUUGAUAGAACUCCAGCAAUCGAUAAUGCAUCAACUGAAGGAAAACAAUUAAUUGAUUUUUCUGGAGAAAUCAGUUUCAAUAAAGUACAAUUUUCUUAUCCAUCAAGACCAAACUCCAUUGCCCUUAAUCAGUUUCAAUUAGAAAUAAAACCAGGUCAACGAAUUGCACUUGUCGGCGCUUCUGGAUGUGGAAAAUCAACAACAAUUCAACUUUUAGAACGAUUCUAUGAUGUUGUAGAUGGCCAAUUACUUCUGGACGGCAUUGAUAUUCGUGAAUUGAAUAUUGAAUGCGUUCGUUCUUUUUUUGGUCUCGUCAGCCAAGAACCAGUUUUGUUCGAUUUGACCAUAGCCGAUAAUAUAACAUAUGGACUGGAAAAUGUUUCAAUGGACGAUAUUGUUAAUGCAGCAACUAAAGCUAAUAUUCAUCGUUUUAUUCAACGUUUACCUGAAGGUUAUCAGACAAAAGCUGGGGCGAGAGGCAAUUUUCUUUCAGGUGGUGAAAAACAACGUAUUGCAAUAGCUCGAGCUAUAUGUCGCCGUCCUAAAGUACUGUUGUUAGAUGAGGCAACAAGCGCUAUGGAUUCUCAUAAUGAACAGGUAGUACAAGAAGCCCUUGAAAAAGCUCAGUCAGAAGAUUUUAUUCAAACGUCAUUAAUUAUUGCUCAUCGUUUGUCUACAAUCCGUUCAUGUGAUGAAAUAUAUGUACUGAAUAAAGGACAGAUACAUGAGAGUGGUAAUCAUGAAGAAUUAAUGCGGUUACGUGGUGUUUAUUUUAAAAUGGUCACUGGAAAUAAAUCCAACGGAAAACACUAG